AACUGCAAAACUGUGCAGUGUGCUAAGGAGAGUUGUCCACUCUCUACCAAACACAAUAUUGAUUGAUUUACAUUUUACACGGGUAAUUAUUCAAUCAAAUGAACUUAUUUAAGUGACUUUUGUUAAUUAAAGUCUGCCAGACACGAUGUUCUCGUUAAGGAAGUCGAUGGUGACGUCUGCCGUUCGGUACGGCCGAUGGCGAUCAUUUUUAACGGACGCUUACAGAUGUGAAGACGUAUGGCAACAACGGUUGAGCUGUCCGUUGUUGAAAAAAGUCGACCACGAGACCAUGUACAGCAAACUGUCAAAUUUAUUUGACAAUCAUGCCAAACAGAUAAGCGCUGUAGACCUGGACGUGUUCGCCAACUCGUUGACUGACGCCACGUAUUUGGACGAGUUGGAUGAUUUAACUCACAAGUUCAGGUUGUCGUCCCAGGCAAUGACAUUGCUACCGUCUACACAUCAUGCUGUAGUACGGAUUUUCUUAGAAACCAACAAAGUCGAAGACCUUAUGAGAAUACUCAAAGACAGAUUGAAUUACGGCAUAUUUCCCGAUUAUUAUUUAAACAACUUGCUAAUGGAUAAGUUUUUGAAGGAAAACAAUUUCCGCGAUGCAGCUAAAAUCGCUGCCAAUCAAAUGUUACAAGAAGAAUUUGACAACGAAAUUACCAAAUCCCUGGCAUUAUAUUCGUGUGUCAAAUACAUAACAAAUCCAACCGAUUGGGGAGAAGUCGAUGAUGUCGUAACUGAAGAUCAAAAAGAAUCUGACGACGAAGAAGAAGAUACAAGAGUACGUGUCGGUUUUCUGAGAAAUCCAUAUUUCGAUGGCCAUUUCGACUUGAAAGAAGCCGAUCAGUUAAUAGGAAAAACUUUAGUGGCGCUUAGUAAGAACAGUAAUGUAACUAUUGGAAAUAGUAUUAAGGUCAUCGGCUUGGCCUACUAUAACCAAUGGGACAAACUGAUAGAUUUCUUGAUUACGCUCGAUAGCGCUGUGUUUCCGGAGACGGUCCAAUUAGGACUUGCUACUGUAGAUAAAUACAAACCAGGAAACGCUGAACACCUGACAACUGCAUUCAAUAAAUUAAAAUUAGACACUAGUAGUUUGGUUCUAGAAGCUGAAAAUGCUGUUAAAGAAUCUGUUGAUGCCAACGAAGAAAAAGAAAUUCAGCUUCAACAAAAAAUUUACAAGGAUUGGGAAACCUUUAGACCCGAAGAAUUAAACAGGCAUUUGGAUCGUCAAAAUAAAAUGAAGAGACUCCAAAAGAUACAACAAAUCAAACAAGAUCUACAAGAAAAGGAACAAGUAUUAUUCUUUUUCGAUGAAGAAAGCAAGUACGAUCUAAUUAAAGAAGAGAAAAUGAAGAGAAUGAAGAAAAAGGUGGAAAGAAAGAAUCCCAAGGAAGACAUUACUUAUAUACCUCCAGAAAUUCGGCAACCGGGAUUUAAGCGUGAAUAGACCGAUACAAGUCAUUCUAACAUUUUUAAAUACAUAAUUUGUUUAGAUUGAAGGCCAUUCAUUCAACAUUCUCAAAUUUGACUGAUGAGAAUUUGGUAUGUAUCAUUAAUUAUAAAUUAAGUAAAAUAUACAAUUUAUAUUUGUUGUUUUUUUAAUAUACGAGUAUUUUGCUUGUUAGUA
This is a messenger RNA of Adelges cooleyi (spruce gall adelgid), 1636 nucleotides long. RefSeq lists its product as uncharacterized. The record is from RefSeq and is a predicted model, not a curated record. NCBI's taxonomy places the organism in Eukaryota, Metazoa, Arthropoda, Insecta, Hemiptera, Adelgidae. Bases 146 to 1456 code for a protein of 436 amino acids. The transcript has 2 exons. Gene Ontology annotation, cellular component: mitochondrion.